AGAGCAAGCAGAUGCGGUCCGCUGUGCUGUCAUAAAGGCCUCCGUGCAUAUUCACAUGAGUAUUUUGCCUCGUCUCGUCUUCUGCGGCACGCCUUCGAGGCUGUAAGGUGCUCUGCCUGCAGACUGAGCGGUGUAAGGUAUCGCGAGAGCUCCGGCGUAGCUUUGGUUGGCCGUGGCUUUGCAGCAGACAGAGGGAGAAGGCAGGCAGGCAGGCAGCAUCAUGGCGGACAGAGACAGUGGAAGUGAGCAGGGAGGAGCAGCAACGGGCCCAGGCUUCGGUUCCAUGCACCUAGCGACAGGAGGGGCGGGCUCGGCUUCCGGGCUCCAGCAUGAGACACAAGAACUGGCGUCGAAGAGGGUUGACAUCCAAAACAAACGCUUUUAUUUGGACGUUAAGCAGAACGCGAAAGGCCGCUUCUUAAAGAUAGCUGAAGUCGGGGCCGGUGGAAACAAGAGCCGCCUUACACUCUCCAUGUCCGUGGCAGUCGAGUUUCGAGACUACUUGGGGGACUUCAUCGAACAUUAUGCCCAGCUGGGUCCUAGUAACCCGGGAAUGGUACAAGACGAACCCAGACGAGCGCUGAAAAGCGAGUUCCUGGUCCGAGAAAAUCGGAAAUAUUACAUGGAUCUGAAAGAGAACCAGAGAGGACGGUUUCUGAGGAUUCGGCAGACCGUUAACCGGGGGCCCGGUUUGGGAUCCACGCAGGGCCAGACGAUUGCUCUGCCUGCCCAGGGACUAAUUGAGUUUCGUGACGCUUUGGCUAAACUUAUUGACGAUUACGGUGUAGAGGACGAACCUGCAGAGUUGCCUGAAGGGUCAUCAUUGACUGUGGACAACAAACGCUUUUUCUUCGACGUCGGAUCCAAUAAGUAUGGUGUGUUUAUGAGGGUAAGCGAAGUGAAGCCAACGUACCGUAAUUCAAUUACGGUGCCCUACAAAGUGUGGUCCAAAUUUGGGAAUACUUUCUGUAAAUAUGCCGAGGAGAUGAAGAAGAUCCAGGAAAAACAACGGGAGAAAAGGGCAUCCGAGAUGCAGCAACAAGAAGAGAUGCAGGCGGACGAUGGAGACGAGGAUUGAUAUAGAGAGCAAAGACCAUGCAAGAAUAAUAAAAAUAACAAGAGAAUUAUAAUUAAAACUCUACUGUAUAAAGAAAGAAAUCUAAAGAUUUAACUGUAAUGGUUUUAACUCCAAGGGAGCAUCACUCUCGAUAUAAGAAACCUCCACAACCUGACAGUUAUGACAUGUUGUCACUCAUCGCUGGAUGUUACUCCACUUAUCCACAUUAAUACAGUAACAGGCUGCUAAACAAAGUAAUAACAUUAUAUUUGAACAUUGUUUCCUACUUGACAAACAAUAUUGAACUGAGUGUUUAUUUCCCUUAUUAACAGAGAACUUUUGUACCAGUUAAAGCUAUUGUAAAAAAAAAAAAAAAAAAAAAAAAAAGAGAAAAAAAAGUGUUUGCAAUGUUCAAAUGGAAUUAUUGCCGAGUUCAGAGGGGGAAAAAGUUUCCUUUACAUGUGAGCUAAUGACUUCAGCACAAAUCAGAUGUUAUAAUUUUUAAACCAAAAUUCAAAAAAACUUUGUAAAAGGUAGUCACAUGUACUUGCCAUCCUAUUUACCUUUACCUGUGAGUAGAGAUGUGUUUACACAUAAAGCAUAUGAGGGCUAGGCCUGCUUCGGAAACUGGUUAGAUGUAAUGCAGUAUAAAAAAAUGGAAUAUAUAGGCAUUUUCAUGAAAUGAAAUAAGUGCUAUAUUUGUUGUGCAAUAUGCAUUGCAUAAAAAUCAAUUAUAUUUAACUGGUCAAUGGAUGUUGACAUGAUGACCUUUGCCAGAGGCAUUCAAAGAAAUAUUAAUAUUGUAACUUUUUGUUUCAGUUUAAAUUGUUGCCAUGCAGAUGGAUAUAUUAUAGACUACCUUUGUGUCUCGUUGUUAAUGCAAUGUGUUAAUUUUAAAGGUACUAAAUGUGUAUUUGAUAGAGGAGAUGCAGUGAUGAUAUGUAGCAAAUGGCCUGAAUUGCAGAUGAUUUGACAAGACAAAACACUCUACAGGUACUGUGUUGACUGGCGUAGUUCAAUUCUGAGGAGUAUUGUUGGUUAGUGUAUCUGAAACAGCAACUUUUUGUGAUCUUGUUUAGUCCUAAGUCUAAUUGGUGCCAAGGAGUGCUGUUGCUGCAUGUUAACCUGCACUAUGUUAGAUUUCGUUGGUCUCCCAAAAUAUCGGCUCAAGGACUCUUCCAUACGUAUCUGCCUAUAUUAUAUAAAUCUCCAUUUGGAGGACUGAGUGAUUUCCAUCCAAAGGCUAUGGUAACAUUUUUGUGGAAGUUGUUUCAAAAGAGUGAUUGUAAAAUGAGUGACCACAUAAACAGUAAUCAAAAUAUCACCUUUAAAUUAUUUGAAGGGCCACUGAGGGGUAAGCCUUGCACAGAUAAGGUGAAGGGGGUAUAGUUCCCCUGUUGGUGGAUCUCAAGUAUGUCAUCAGAUGUGCCCAUCCUUAAAAGUUUAAGAUGUGAAGGCAUGAAACUCAGUGGGGCUGUUUUGGAUGCACAUUUGCCACUCUACUUUAGAUUUGUAUGCCCAUUUACCUACCUGGUGGUGUUGAGAUUCUGUUUUGGUCUAAUUGUAAAUAUUUGGGCUGCCACACGGAAACAACUGGUUCAAAUCCAGUUUAGUCGCAUCUCAUAGAUGUGUGAUAGCAGUUUUAUAAACUCUGCCAGUAAACUCCAGAGAAACUGGCAACAAUCAGAUUAUGUCAGAUUUACCUCAGCAUUAAAUUAAAUGAUUGCUCCCAUGUUUAGAUUGACUGGAAACCAGUAAACUAGACUGUCCUUGACCACCUAUUUUUGGAGCCUCUGGUAUAGCUGAAAUUAUACCUGAUUUGGAGCAUCCUCUUCAGCAUAUAAACAACCUGGUGCCUUACACACUCCGCAUGCUUACACGCUGGCCUGGUGCUUUGGAUCGCAGUUUGGCUUCCUUUUUCUUCUGUUUUCUCUUCCAUUUUUGUGUCUCAGCCCCUUUUUGUGCUAGCGCACAACUCGUGGUGCUAAAAGGGUUUGGUGCAAACCUUUGAAGAAAAAUAGGCGCAGAAUUCUUAACUUCUUUUUUUUUUUUUUUUUUUCUUCUGCUGCCUUCCCUCUUCCCUUACUUCAUUGCCAUCCCCGUUCUCCAGCCAUCCAGGUAUCGGCCUACAUGUAAACAUGGAAGGGGGUGGUCACCGAGAUGCAAGAUGAUGCAGAAGAGUUGGCUCUUCACUAGCCAAAAGCAUUAGCCGGGAGAGCAGGAGCGGAUUGUGAACAUCAGUAUUGGCCUCAAUGUGUUCUUCUUGCGUCCUCCCUUGAACCGCUCAUUCUCUGGCUAGGGUAGUUAUGUUGUAAGUCGCUUAAUUAACGGAGAGUAGCAAGCAUGUCUUGUUUUUGUUUUUUUUUUUUGUUUUUUUUUUUGUUUGUUUCUUUUUCUUUUUUGUUCUUUUUUUUAUGUAGUUUUACCUUUUCAGCAUUAUUCCACAUUAUUUGUAAUUUUGGAAUGUGUUUGCCCACAAAAGAAAAAAAAGAUAUCAGUUCUUUUUCUGUGCAACAUUUCAUCACUGUGUGCAAUAUCGUAUGUGCCAAUGGUGGCAAUAUAUGUAUAUCAAUUAAAUAUAUGAGUACUAUAUGAAAGCAUGUGGCUGAAUUCCAUGUUUUUUUUUUUUUUUUUUUUUUUGGUUUGUUUUUUUAUUUUUGUUUGUUUGUUUUUCCUUGUGAAGGAGUUGUACGCCUUUAUUUGCACUCAAAGCUCCACCCUGGAGAAAAAUAUGGCUAACCAAGGUCUUAGCAGCCUGUUGGGUCAAGCAGUUCACAUAUGUACUUUAACUUGAAACAGAAAAUUGUCACUGCAAGUAUGCCUGUCCUAAAGAAAAGGGCCAACUUGGCUUAUGGUCUGUUGAAGGUAGACUGUAAACAUAGUAAGGAGUUUUUUGUGAAAUGAAAAAAAGAAGAAAAAAAAAAAGAAAUCUCCAUUUUAGCUUUAAGCUAAGAAAAGGUGCUUCAGUCCAAUUCUCAUUAAGGUGUAUGGUGAACUGUCUUCAGUGGUUGUUGUGUGUAGCACUUUGCUUUCCCAGGUUAAUGAAAUGCCUGACCAAUACUUGUUUAAAAUGAUCUCAACAAAGAAUGUCGUUCUCUCUUAUGUCGCCUCUUUAUUUUUUUUCCUUUAUUUUUUUAAAGAGAGUUUUUGAUUUGCUCAUUUGGUUUUGAUGCAUUAAUUAUAAUUUAUGUACAUUUGACAAAUUUAAAAAAUAAAUUUAAUUUACCCAGUGAGGGGAAAAUCCACGUUUAAAAUGUUCACGUUUGUCAUGUUUCAUUUCCUGUUGGGGGGGUGGGAGUGGGGUCUACUUACAGUACUUUAAAGAAGAAUACGUUUUUAAUUUAGAUGUUGAUAAUUUAGACAUCUACAAUGUCUGACUCUACAUUUGCAAUGAUACUAAUAACUAAAGCUUAAUUUUACAGCCUCCAAAAUGCAAACCUUGCAGUGACAAUUAUUUGAUCACUAAUGUCUUCUUGGAAAUUUCUACAUUAGUACUGUAUAUGUAAUAAAUGCCAGGCUGUAAAAUAAAGCGUUACUUUGUUCUCUAA
Melanotaenia boesemani (Boeseman's rainbowfish) is the source of this 4605-nucleotide messenger RNA. RefSeq names its product purine-rich element binding protein Aa (gene puraa). Gene Ontology annotation, cellular component: nucleus. Gene Ontology annotation, molecular function: DNA-binding transcription factor activity, RNA polymerase II-specific; RNA polymerase II transcription regulatory region sequence-specific DNA binding; purine-rich negative regulatory element binding. The record is from RefSeq and is a predicted model, not a curated record. NCBI's taxonomy places the organism in Eukaryota, Metazoa, Chordata, Actinopteri, Atheriniformes, Melanotaeniidae. Gene Ontology annotation, biological process: regulation of transcription by RNA polymerase II. The coding region runs from base 221 to 1078 and encodes 285 amino acids. The transcript is spliced from 2 exons.